Blumeria graminis f. sp. triticale is the source of this 390-nucleotide messenger RNA. NCBI's taxonomy places the organism in Eukaryota, Fungi, Ascomycota, Leotiomycetes, Helotiales, Erysiphaceae. The record is from the annotation of a GenBank genome assembly.
AUGCAAGUUCGAAUCUCUGAUAGAUUUUACGUACUUUCCGAAUUUGAGUCCCUCGCUUAUAACAUUGAAUUGACUGAAUGCUUAGGCUCUCUUCACCCUGGAGUUUUCCUUGUAAUAAUAUACAUUGUGAUAAUGAAGUAUUAUUUUUCAAUAAGCUUAGCGACCCCUAUUAAAGACCUCCAACAAACAUCAUGCUUCACAUCCAUGACGCUGCACUUAACACAAAAGUCGGUCAUACAUAUUUGUACAUGUAAUAUACCCGACAUAUUUUCUUUAGAUUGGAGGGUUGGGAACAUGCAAGUGAUCUAUAAUACUACCGCUUCUGUCAAACGGCAAUUCGAGGGUAGCUGUAGAUGCGUGAUGAGGCGAAUGGGCUGGCUAGCAGGCUGA